This is a messenger RNA of Brassicogethes aeneus, 1019 nucleotides long. NCBI's taxonomy places the organism in Eukaryota, Metazoa, Arthropoda, Insecta, Coleoptera, Nitidulidae. The record is from the annotation of a GenBank genome assembly.
CCUAACAUUGUUAGGCUAACAUCAAAAUGGAACAUUUUUUAGCAUGUUAUCUCGAACAAUUUAACAGCGUUCCCAGAAAUAGUCUACACGACAGGCGAAAAAGAUAUGACAUGGUCGACUACAUAAGCACUUUGAUCGAAGCCUGUAGAGAAAAAAAUGAAGAACCUGAAGACGCAGCUAACGAAGCUGUAACCCAUCUCAUAGAUUACCAUGAAAAAAUGCGAUCAACCAACUCAAAUGUUUGCCUCAUGGGGAAAUACCACAACAUUCUUUAUGUAGCUCUAAAAUUGUGUUACCUAUGGCAACUGAAGAACACUAAAACCAUAGCUUCAUUACUGGACAAGAUCUACGCGUGCGAAAAAACAUUUGAAAGGCUUUUUAUCGGUGCUAUAUUCGGAAAUAAGGCGCCACACUUUAUAGCAGGUUGGAAGAGUGAUUUUGAUGACCAGGAAGAAAAUUUGAGGGCGGUGGUGUAUUUUUUGGAUAGGGCUAAUAAAGCGUGUCUAAACUACUGUUUUAGUGAUGAUAUAAUAUACAGGUUUAUCGAUGUACCCAUAGAAAACUGCGGCAAAUCUUCUCCGGUGAAAAUUGUAACUCAAUUAGGUUUACCAGAUAAACUAUUGAUAUUUUUACGAUAUGGGGCUUCGAUUUAUAAUGAAGAGGAUGAUGGUAAUCCUAUAGAAAUUAUUAUGAAAAGACUACUAGAGUUUAACCAUGUGUAUCCGUUCACCUUGGUGGCUUGCCUUCAGAUAUUAUUAAGAGUUACCCCCACAGUAAAAUUUAGACAUUUGGAUGAUUCAGUUACGACUCAAUCUUAUAUAGAAGAAAAUUAUGCCGAGCUAGUUAGUGACGCGAUUUUACCCAUAACAAGGUGUGGUGUUAUACCCCCAGAUUUAAAACAUAUUUGUAGAUGUGUUAUAAGAGAUAAAAUGAUGGAAAAUUACCAACUACCAAUUGGUAUAAAAGCAUUACCAAUACCUUACAACCUACAAAGAUAUAUUGAUAUUUUGGAGGACUAG